Messenger RNA from Archocentrus centrarchus (flier cichlid), 5515 nucleotides. RefSeq names its product transcription initiation factor TFIID subunit 4-like. Gene Ontology annotation, biological process: DNA-templated transcription; transcription initiation at RNA polymerase II promoter. Gene Ontology annotation, cellular component: transcription factor TFIID complex. Gene Ontology annotation, molecular function: protein heterodimerization activity; DNA binding; RNA polymerase II general transcription initiation factor activity. The record is from RefSeq and is a predicted model, not a curated record. Bases 676 to 3585 code for a protein of 969 amino acids. The transcript has 15 exons. NCBI's taxonomy places the organism in Eukaryota, Metazoa, Chordata, Actinopteri, Cichliformes, Cichlidae.
UAACGAGACUUCACAUCAUCGCGAGAUUUCACAGCUCGGUCAGCUGUAGAUCUGUGGAGGACAGAAGAGACCGACGCUGCUCCUCUGAUCAGGAACAAUAGCGCUGCUCUAUCAGCGUCCAUUUAAAGUAAACUCAAUAUUCUUUGAUUGCCUUUCUGUUUUUUAUUUAUUCUUCAUUGCCCCUCCUCCAUCUGCAACUCUCCGCUGGGGAGUGUUCCCAGGUCGGAUAUUUCCAACCCGGGUCCCUCUCAGCUGGACCUCCAGGAAGCUCCUCCUGAUCCGAACCAUUUCAGCUCCCUGCGGAAUAAAAUCAGCAAGACGUUCUGAUCAGAUUAUUGACAAAUCUGAUUUUUAUGUGAAAUCUGACCUGGAGCGGUGCGGCUCCUUUCAUGAAGAAAGAAAUCUUUGUUUUUACUCCACUUUUGUUCUUUACAAGUUCCAUUUAGAUAACUUUGGCAUCGGCUAUGUAGCGUGGAGGCUGGAUUUAACCAUCUGUGUUUCAAUAAAGUUGUGUGUGCCUGGACUCUGCUCUCACCUGCACACUCACCUGUACACAAAGAGCCGUGGCGCUGAUGGAAAACCUGCCUCUUCUAUUUCUAUGCUCGGAAGCGAGCCGGAUCCUCGGCGCAUGCGUACAUUCUAAAAUACGAUUUGCACAACGGUCCAGCAUCAAAGAUGGCGGGAGCCUCCGACCCACUGGAGGACAUGCUCUUCAAUGAGGUGGACGAGAAGGCGGUGAGCGACCUGGUCGGUUCUCUGGAGUCUCAGCUGGGCGACCGAAAGCCUCCUACGGCUCCUUUUUCCGUCGGGAAACGGGACGCGGCUCCGCCCGCCGCGGGCCACUUCUCAGGGAAAGUGCGCGGAGCGGAGUCCGCGGAGCAGCCGCAACAAGGGCAUCCCGGAGCGGGGCUGACACCGGAGCCCGUCGCGAACGAGUCGCUCUCCGGCAAACCGCUCACCUCGUCUACCUCCGCCGUGCCCGCCGGCGCCGCGGUCACCGCGGGAGCCAGCCUACACACGGUCGGAACGCCUCCGCCCGCCGGUUCACCCGGACCGGGACCUCUGAGCGCUCAAGCUGCCGUCGCUAGCUUCUCCCGUGUUGCGGUCCUGGGUCCGAGCGCGGCUCCCGGCGCCGCCACGGUUCCCGCGGCGGAGGCGGUCAGAAGCUCUCCCCCUGGAUUACAAAGUUUGAACGGCGGCACCGGAGCCGCGAAGUUGAUGAACUCUCCGGGUGUUCCUCCGCCCACCGGGGCAGGCUCCGCGAUCGUCGCCUCAGUUUCUUCGCAGCCCGGCUUUCCUGUACCUCAGACCUCCGGGGGCUCUCCCUCCGCGACCCUGCAGAGGCUCCCCAGCCCGGUGACUAGCGUGGCCCAGAACGGGCUCGACCCGCAGGGCGCCCCGUCGGCGGCCCCCUCCGCCUCCACCUCUCAGGUCGUGAACCACAGCAGCCCUCUGAUGCACGCCAAGGUGCUCGUGCCCAGCCAGCCCGCCGCCGGAAGCUCAGUCAUCCUGACCGGGACCCCCCCUCCGGCCCAGUCCCCCAUCAGCCACCCUCAGACCGGGACCAGCACGUCGCCCUCCGCCGGGGCCAAGCCCGCUGUUAACGGGGUGUCCCAGCCGGCCGUGGCGGUGGUGAGGCCGCCGGGCCCCGCUGUGGUGGCCACCUCCAUCCAGCAGCAGAGACCCGGCCUGGUGGCCAACGCCACCCGGGCGACCGCCCCGCAGUCUUCGCUGGCUGUCCGGCCCCAGCAACAAGCCACCAUCCAGCUGCCCCAGGGCUUCACCAUUCCCCCAGGUAUGGUUCUGGUCCGGACUGAGACAGGCCAGCUGGUAUUGGUCCACCAGCAGGUCCUGGCUCAGGCUCAGGGCAAGACACAGCAGAGCCAGACAGUGACCAACAUCACGCAGAGACCAGCGACGCCGACAGCCGGCGCCACAAUCCGGGUCAGCACCGCCACCACGGUGCCGGGUACGCCUCAGACGGUACGCCUGGCCACGCCUGCUCAGACCAGAAUGAUUCAGCCUCCCUCCACCACCACCGCAGUGCAGAAGACCCUCGCAGUGGCGCCUGGAGGUGCUACGGUGUCGGUAAAGAUGACGACCCCCCAGAAGCCGACGACGGUGAUCGCGGCGGGGGGGACGCCUGUCGCCAAGCCUGCCGGCGUGCCGUCCACCCCCCUGACUGGCGCCACAUCCGCACCCACCCCUUCGGCCGCCUCCAGAGUCACUGUGGUGUCCCAGGAGAUGCAAGAAAACGUGAAGAAAUGCAAGAACUUCCUCGCCACGCUCAUCAAGCUGGCAUCUCAUAACUCCCCCUCCCCAGAUACCUCUAAGAAUGUGAAGGCCCUGGUGCAGGACCUGCUCGAUGCCAAGAUCGAGCCUGAGGAAUUCACCACUCGGCUGCAGGCUGAGCUGAAGUCCUCCCCGCAGCCCUACCUCAUCCCCUUCCUCAAGAAAAGCCUCCCUGCCCUGCGGCAGACUCUGCUCAACAGCCAGCAGUCUCUGAUGACAGUCCCCCCCAGCACCUCAGCAACCCCUGUGGCCGCCCCCAGCUCCGUCGCCACCGCCGCCAUCAGGCCGCGGCUGCCCAUCAGCCCGGCCGGCACCACCGUCCGUCUGAACCCACCCAUCGCGAGCACGGCAGCUCUGCCUGUGUGCAGACCUGGAGUGCAGACCAUGCAGCCUCGUGCACCUGUUGUCUUCAGACCUCCGGCUACGCUGCAGGUGAGAGGACCCACGACCAUCAUCAGCAAAAGUCCUGUGAACCUGGCAGCUCAGGCCAAUCAGAAGAAGCUGAGUGACCCGGGGGGCGGCACGUUCAGAGAUGACGACGACAUCAAUGAUGUGGCUUCGAUGGCCGGCGUCAACCUCAACGAGGAGAACGCCCGAAUCCUCGCCACCAGCUCUGAGCUCGUGGGUACGAAGAUCCGCUCGUGUAAAGACGAGUCCUUCCUGCCGACUGGCCUGCUGCUCCGCCGCAUCCUUGACACAGCUAAGAAGUUCGGUGUGACGGAGGUCCCGCCGGAAGUAGUGAACCUCAUUUCCCACGCCACGCAGUCCAGGCUGCGCACCCUGCUGGAAAAGGUUUCAGUCAUCGCUCAGCACCGCACGGACGGCGGGAAGGAUGAAGAGCGUCACGAGCAGACGUCAGACGUUCGCUCUCAGCUGCGUUUCUUUGAGCAACUGGAGCGUUUGGAGAAACAGAGGAAAGACGAGCAAGAGAGAGAGAUCCUGCUGAAGGCCGCCAAGAGUCGCGCCAGACAAGAAGAUCCUGAACAGGCUCGACUCAAACAGAAAGCUAAAGAGAUGCAGCAGCAGGAGCUCGCUCAGAUGCGACAGAGAGAUGCCAACCUCACGGCGCUCGCCGCCAUCGGGCCGCGCAAGAAACGCAAGCUGGACUCGCCGGGCGGAGCCGGCACAGAGGUGGCCUCGGGCUCGGCCGCCGGCUCCUCCGCGGCCGCCUCCUCCCGCCAGCAGCCCCGUCAGCGGAUCACACGAGUUAACCUCAGGGACUUAAUCUUCUGUAUGGAGCAUGAUCGCCCCACAGCUCGCUCUCUGAUACUCUACAAGGCUCUGCUGAAGUGAAGAGGGAGCUGCCGCCGCAUCCUCGCCCCAGUCCUCAAGGGGAGGUGUUCCAUUCUGGUCUUCUUCAGUCCCUGCAGCACCUUUUAAUCUUUCACCCAAACGCUCAGCUCUGCUUUUACAAUUAUUUUUAGAAAAAGGCGUCUAAGUCGGUUCGUCCGGUUUUAGACUGCACGUCACGUCUCGGCUCUGCGUCUGUUAGAGGAGCACUCCACCAUCAGCAGAAGCACUCAGAUCAGGCCAAUCAGGACUCACUCAUGGAGAAACAUCAGGAAAGCAGCAUGUUUCCAAGCUGAGUAGCUGCUUCUGAAUCCAGAUCCAAACACACAGGUUACAGCUGCUCUAAAUUAGCUGAUCGGACAGUUUUGGAUUUUAAUUGGCUCUAAGGCUCGGUUGUUGACUGUCAGAAAUGGUUUUAGUGCUUGGCUGUUCGUUGAUAUGGUCUCAAACGCACCGUGAAACUUGGCCUGUAUUCAACUAGAAACAUUUGCUUUUAUCAAAGCUGUGGCCAUGCCCAUGCUGUGAUGUCACCCCUAUGAGUGAAUCCAGCAUUGAUGGCGACUCAGGUGGAACAAACUGCUGCUAAAUAUUGUUUUAAAGUUUUAAAUCAUGUUGUGACCAGGAACUAAACUGCCUUAUUAAGUCUGUCCCCUCCAUUACCCACAAGCCAGCUGGACCUCUAAGAGCUGGUUUGGAGAUUUUCUUUGCAGAUGAAACCAUCCUGAGGAACAUCUCAUGUAAUUAUGCUCGUAGAUUACUUGUUGAAGCAAAAACUGUUUCUUUGCAAAGCUCAGCCUCUGGGUUUCAUCCCCAAACAAAACUGAUGCUCUCUGUGGAGUUCCUCAGGGCUCAAUCGUAGGUCCUUUUUUUUUCUCCAAUGAUCCUCUGAAUGUUUGGCAGCUGACACUUUCUUUGCAGAUGAUGCUGUGGUUUCUCUCUCACCCAGAAACCUUUAAUUAACGGCUUCUCUUAGGCAGAGAGAUUACUCAUAUAAUUAAUUAGCUAAUUGAAAAAAAAGUAAAGCAUCUCCGAGGUCAGUUUCAGGUGGAGUGUUCCUGUGACGUCGGUAUAAAGCGAGCUAAAAUGAAGAGUGUGUGGCGUGAUGCUGAGCUUCUUUGGUAAGAUGAGGUGCCAGGAUGAUUGAGCGCCUCCGGACUCCAGCGCUGUACCUGAACAGGUGCCUUCGAGUCGAAUCUUUCCCGACCUCUCAUUUAGAUUUCCUGUCGGCCCACUCAGGACGCCAGGCUCCUCGCUUUGUUUUUUAAAAUUUCUGAUCAUGCUCAGAUACAUCGGCUUGAUGCCGUCACACGAUCAGCUGUCACGUCACGUGAUGGGAGGAGCUUCUGUUCACAUUGUCGAUGUUCGUCAGGACUGCGAAGGCUCAAAGGAACAGUUCAACGUUUUGAUGAAUCCUCGUCUGUGUGAGAGUCGGACAUUCAGCACCGCCAAAUCGAAGCCGCUUCAAGUAAACACAAAUCUGAGAUCGUGCUCUUUUGUUUUCUGCUCAUAAUAUUUUUGAUUAAAUUAAUAUCAAACAGUCAGCUGGUUAGUUUCUUUUUUUAAACAUCAAAGUCUAGAAAGAAGUCAAAGAUGUCUUUAAAAUUUAAACCAGCAGCUCAGAAAUGCUGAACAGCUGCCAAAGCCGUGAAACAGAAACGAUUAGUUAUUAAAUACAUCAUCGCUUUAAAUUCAUGCGUAAACUGCUGCUCCAGAUUCAGUCAGUUCGUUAUGUCCAACAGCGAAUCAUCAUUUCACUCAAACGUUUCCUGAUUUUACAAACUGAACAUUUUCUGACUUUUUGAUCAAAAAGAAAAAAAAAUCACGUUUUAGUGACCUUAAAAAAUAAAAAAAAAAUUUUAACCAGCUGAUUAUUUUCACCAGUAAUCAGUACUCCGUUAAAAAAAUAGAAAUGAAAAAAUAAUCCCGUUAACUG